AUGGGUGCUUGUUUUUCUUGCAGAUCGUCAGCAGCGUUCAAGAGCAUAAGAGUGGUUCACUUCAAUGGUUUUGUGGAGGACUUCGAAAACCCAGUUUCAGUUAGCCAAGUCACUGGAAAGCCUCCAAAGCACUUCGUAUGCACCCCAGCUCAGCUUCUAUCCACUGCCACUGCCUCCAACUAUCUAAAACCUGACACCCAACUUGAACCAGGCAAACUCUAUUUCUUGCUGCCAUACUCAACGUUGCAAGCUGAGAUUUCCCCACUGGACCUGGCCUCCAUAGCCAAGAGGCUAAUCAAGGUAGCAAAAACUAACCGUUCCCAGGCGAAGUCUUCCAGAGCUAGUCCCUCGAUAAGUCCAUACGGCUCGAGUCCUGUACUGAAUUCACCAUCUAGAAGUCCUAACCGGUUUGGGGAGCCAGAGGUGAGCAUGGUGGCACUAGGUGCUACACAAAGGUCCUCUAGAGCGCGGUCUUGGAAGCCAAUAUUGGACCCCAUUAGAGAGAGGUCGUUCAAUCGUACAAGUGAGUCAGAUUUGCAAGAAAAGCAUUCAGAUACAGGGAAAUAA
Carya illinoinensis is the source of this 567-nucleotide messenger RNA. RefSeq lists its product as uncharacterized. The record is from RefSeq and is a predicted model, not a curated record. The transcript has a single exon. Lineage: Eukaryota; Viridiplantae; Streptophyta; Magnoliopsida; Fagales; Juglandaceae. The coding region runs from base 1 to 567 and encodes 188 amino acids.